This is a messenger RNA of Eremomyces bilateralis CBS 781.70, 1068 nucleotides long. RefSeq lists its product as uncharacterized. The transcript has 3 exons. Lineage: Eukaryota; Fungi; Ascomycota; Dothideomycetes; Eremomycetales; Eremomycetaceae. The record is from RefSeq and is a predicted model, not a curated record. Bases 1 to 1068 code for a protein of 355 amino acids.
AUGCGGAUUCAAAGGAUCCCUGGGCUCGAGGUCACGAUAAUUGUGAACGGACAAAGGCUUCGGGAGUACACACAUGAGAACGAAGCUCCGACAGAAGCGACAGAAGCAACAUGCUACAUUGAAUCAAAACCAAACACGCGAUUUCAAGUCUUAGUCUCAGUCGGGCCCCUUGCACAAUUUGAACAAGGCGAAUGUUUCUUAAUUCCGGUGAAUAUUGACGGAGAGAACCCUUCGUCAACGAAUUCCAUUUUGGAGCUGAAAAGGAAGCCAUCCGAUUCCAGGGGCGUUCAGUCUUACAACAUCCGGGGUGCUACCAGAGUCAAAGGCGACGAAUUAUACCUCUACAACUACUGCUUUGCAGAUCUGGACAUAAGCGAAGAUGCCCGCUUGGCGGAUAUCGACAGCGCCCGCAAAACUAAGCUUGCAAAGCUCGGAGAAAUCGACGUGGCACUGACCAGAAUCAUAAAGAAAGGGUUAUCAAAGCCCGCGUCGAAAGGAAGAAAGGCCACUGACAUGGGUACUGUGCCGGAGAAGGCUUUAAAGGGCAAAGCAAUAUCACAGCAGAUCAAGUUCGUAUAUGUAACGGUUCUAGGGGGGACAAUCGCUGAUGUAUCAAGGCUUGAUAGGGGCGAGAGCUAUGGUCCGAGCACCGUUUGGAACUCUACUUCCCUCGAUAAAAAGCCAUUCGCAACAUUCCGAUUCAAGUAUCGAAGCAUAGACUCCCUCAAAGCGUUGGGCGUUGUCCCCCGAUCCCCGAGCCCUAUUCCGCUGGAGGACAGAAGCAUUGACGACCUGACUGCCAAUGAGCUGCGUGAACGUCUUCGAGAACAGGAGGUGAAUAGACAAUGUUUUCCCUAUGAGCGGUCAACUAACGGCCAGCAGGCACUGAAUCGACGUAUCAAACAGGAGAAGGUCAAGCGGGAAUUCAAUGACAUCACCACAGCGGGGGACACCGACGGCGAUGAUGAUGUGGUGGUAGUUGGCGGACGAGUGUCGAAGCGCUCUCGACUGGGCAACGGCAAUAAUGGGGGUGAGAUUGAGGUAAUUGAGCUCAGCGACAAUGAGUGA